AGUUGGCGGAGCCAGGGUGGGCUCCGGGCUAAGCAGAGCCCGGGGCUCCGGCUGGGCUAGGAGGCGAGGCCGGAGCCGCAGUGGAGACGGGCUUUCCCGGGGCUGGGACGGGCAGCGCUGGCGAGAGGCGGCCCCGCUGCCUCCUCUCCUCUCCAAGGGGAGUUUCCAGGAAGUGGCCAUAUUGGAUCCAUUCAGCCGCAGCGACCCGAGUGGAGAGCGAGCCUCGGAGCCGGCUCCGAUCCCACGGAUCCCGUGUCCCGGCCUCCCUCGAGUCCGUCCAUGGCGGCUCCGGACCUGCAGCGCCGCUCGAAAGAAGAAAUGCGCCUUCUCACUCUGGGGGGCCAUGUGGGCUUUGACAGUCUCCCAGACCAGCUGGUCAGUAAGUCCGUAUCUCAGGGCUUCAGCUUCAACAUCCUCUGUGUGGGAGAGACAGGCAUUGGAAAGUCAACACUCAUGAACACACUCUUCAACACGAUCUUUGAGACAGAAGAGUCUGGACACUACGAGACCUGUGUACACCUCCGACCACGUACUUAUGACCUCCAGGAGAGCAAUGUGCACCUCAAGUUGACCAUUGUGGAUGCAGUUGGUUUUGGAGACCAGAUCAACAAGGAUGAGAGUUACAGGCCUAUAGUUGACUACAUCGAUACGCAGUUUGAAAACUACUUGCAGGAGGAGCUAAAGAUCCAACGCUCUCUAUUUGACUAUCAUGACACGAGGAUCCAUGUCUGCCUCUAUUUCAUCACCCCCACGGGACAUUCCCUCAAGUCCCUGGACCUGGUGACCAUGAAGAAGCUGGACAGCAAGGUGAACAUCAUCCCUAUCAUUGCCAAAGCUGACACCAUUUCAAAGAGUGAACUACACAAGUUCAAGAACAAGAUAAUGAGUGAAUUGGACAAAAACGGGGUCCAGAUCUACCAGUUCCCUACAGACGAUGAAGCAGUGGCCGAGAUCAAUGCUGUCAUGAAUGCCCAUCUGCCCUUUGCUGUGGUUGGCAGCACUGACGAGGUAAAAGUUGGGAACAAACUGGUUCGAGCUCGGCAGUACCCCUGGGGCAUCGUGCAGGUGGAGAAUGAGAGUCACUGUGACUUUGUGAAACUUCGAGAGAUGCUGAUCCGUGUGAACAUGGAGGAUCUCCGAGAACAGACACACAGCAGGCACUAUGAACUGUAUCGGCGCCAUAAGCUUGAAGAGAUGGGCUUCCAGGACACAGCAGCAGAGAGCAAGCCUAUUAGCCUCCAGGAGACCUAUGAAACUAGGAGGAAGGAGUUUCUAUGUGAGCUGCAGAAAAAAGAAGAGGAGAUGAGACAGAUGUUUGUGAACAAGGUGAAGGAGACAGAGCUGGAGCUGAAGGAGAAGGAGAAGGAGCUUCAUGAGAGAUUUGAGACCUUAAAGAGGACCCACCAGGAAGAAAAGCGGAAGGUGGAGGAAAAGCGACAACAACUGGAGGAGGAGAAACUUGCCUUCAACCGGAGGAAGGCAGCUGUCGAGGCCAUGCAGGCCCAAGCCUUACAAGCCACCUCACAGCAACCACUGAGAAGGGACAAAGACAAGAAAAACUGUAAGGGGAUGAUCACAAAGUCCAACGUGGAGCCCUUAAAGUACAGUAGCUGGUGGCAAGCCAUACAGUGCUGCUGCAACUGCCUGGUCAAGAAUCCGACGGGGCAGGAGCGAUUCCUCUGAGGCAGCUCAUUUAGUAGACGGGGACAGUUGGAUAGCACCAUAACCUGGAACUGGAGUGAAGAGAUUUUGUUUUUCUAAAAAAGUAAAGAAAAAAAAUUAGAACAUCAGCAAACUCUUUACUUUAAUAAUAUCAUCAGCCCAAAGUACAAACUGGUUCAGAUUCACAUCAGGGAAAUUCAGGUGUUGCCCAGCCCCCAUCACAAAGGCGACAACACCAUGAUGUCCAUCCCAGUGGAGUACAAAUCAUUCAAAUACGGUUAAAGAAUCUCUGCUUUCUAACAAGCCUAUAACCUCACAAUCCUGAAAUGCCAAGAUUGCUGAAUAGCAACAGGAGCUGCCAAGCUAAAAGAAAAGUUAUGUAUGUCACUGUCACAUGGCAAGAAACUUCUUAGCUUGGUUGUGACCCUUUCCCCAAAAGAAAUUGCUCCUGGUGACUUCUUAUCAUUCAUCAUCAUUUCAUAGACUUUUUCUGUUCUAUUCAUGUUGCAUAAUUUUGCCUUACUAACAAAUCAUUUCCCUAAGGAAGACUAUCAUUCCCCUUUAAAAUAAAACACAAAACCACUACCUUUUUAUUUUAAGUGCCAGAUCAAUAUGGUCUAAAGCCUGAAUAAAGGUUAAACAUAUGGGUGAGUAAAAAGACAGCUGAGAGAAUGUGUGUGUAAAUUACAGCAAUCUGAUAGCUUUUUAUGUACAGUAUUAUUAGAAUGGAAAAGUAGAAAUAUUUUUGCAGUGUGUAUUUUAAAAAUGAGAGAAAAAUUAUCAUUAUAGUGCCGUCUAAAAUAUUUGUAAAGUUAAUUUAAUCAUCUUUUAAAAGUGGGAUUCUGGUUUAAUAAUAUUUUGAAUAUUUAAGGUCUAUUUUCCACUGUUGCAUUCUUCAUAAGACAUGCAGAUAGUUUAAUUCAUGUGCAGACAGAUCCUUUGUGUGCAUCUGUGCUUUGUAGUCUUACUUGGUAAAUAGCUGCUUAAACCCAAACAAACCAACCUAGAACUCCCCAAAUUCCCUUGCUUAUAGGGAAUAAGAAGUCCACCAGAGUUGCUGUAAAAAAGAUCCUAGGGAAGCCUUCCUAGGAUGACCUUCUGCAUUCUCAGCAGCUCUGUAGGAGUACAGUGAUGAUACAUAGCAAAUAUCAUCAUGGGUGGUAUUACCUGUAAAGAGAUGAAAAUAAAAAAGACAGAUUCCUACCA
Molecule: messenger RNA, 2868 nt
Organism: Trichosurus vulpecula (common brushtail)
Lineage: Eukaryota; Metazoa; Chordata; Mammalia; Diprotodontia; Phalangeridae
Gene: SEPTIN8
Product: septin 8
Exons: 10
Coding region: 280-1683 (467 amino acids)
Biological process (GO): cytoskeleton-dependent cytokinesis
Cellular component (GO): septin ring; microtubule cytoskeleton; cell division site
Molecular function (GO): GTP binding; molecular adaptor activity; GTPase activity
Source: RefSeq, a predicted model, not a curated record